AUGGCCGAAUUAACUAGAAUUAUUGGUAAUGGAAAAGCGGCUGAAUGUGUGGGCAAUAUCAAAUUUCGAAAAGAAUCUGUUCAAGUGAGUGAAAAUUCUGUAUCGGAACGAGGAACUACUACUACUACAACAACGUCAACAGUAUUAAGUACAGCUUCUCCAUCUUUGUGUCAUGCAGACACGGAAGCCAUUGUAUGUAGAAAUACAACUUUCAUUGAAACUGUUGAAAAAUUACCAAUACGAGAACAAUGGACAAAUAAAGUAGAAUUUCUUCUAUCAGUUAUUGGCUAUGUUGUCGAUCUCGGCAAUGUAUGGCGUUUUCCAUAUAUGUGUUUCGAUAAUGGUGGUGGAGCAUUUCUUAUACCCUAUAUGAUAUUUCUUUGUGUUAUCGGUAUACCAAUGAUGUAUUUAGAACUGUUUCUUGGUCAAAAUUAUCGAUGUGGAAAUAUUACAUUAUGGGGUCGUAUAUCUCCAUCAAUGAAAGGAAUUGGAGUAUCUUCAUUUUUAAUUGUUACUGCUGUCACUCUAUUUUAUACUACUAUAAUUGCUCAUGCUGUAUUCUAUUUAUUUGCAUCAUUUCGUGAAAUAAUGCCUUGGAGUUUAUGUUCUCAUUCAUGGAAUACACUCAAUUGUGUUGAACGUAUGCGAUUAAAUCAAAAUGAAUUAGAUAAAAUUAAUUUUGUUGAAUCAAAUCAAAUAACAUCAUAUAAAAAUAUGACAAAUUUAUUUAAUUUAACAACAAUGUCACCUCUUUUCUUUUCAUCCUUAACAAAUUUUUCAAAUAAUAAUAAUAGUAAUCAAUCAUUACCCAUCAUUCAAAAGACAUCAUCGGCUGAUGAAUACUACAAUAUCUAUAUGUUAGGUAUUAAUCGAUCAUCUGGUCUUACAAAUUUAUCUAAUAUUAAACUUGAUCUAUUAUUAUGUUUAAUAUCAAUAUUUAUUCUAAUGUAUAUUUGUAUCUAUCGAGGUGUCAAAUCAACAGGUAAAGCUGUCUAUAUUACUGCUAUACUACCCUAUUUGGUACUUAUUAUUCUAUUAGUCCAAGGUCUCAAUUUAAAAGGUUCUCGUGUUGGUAUACAAUAUUUUUUAAAACCUAAUUUUCAAAAAUUAAAAGAUAUGAAAGUAUGGUUUAGUGCUGCAAAUCAGAUAUUUUUCACACUUGGUCCUGGUUUAUCUGUACUAACAACAUAUGGCAGUUAUAAUUUAUCAAAUAAUAAUUGUUAUUAUGAUGCUUUAAUUGCUGUUGUAGCUAAUUUUACUGCAAGUUUUCUUGCUGGAUUUGUCGUCUUCUCAGGUUUGGGUCAUAUGUCAUAUCGAUUAAAAAAACAUAUUACCAAAGUUGUUGGUCAAGGACAAGGUGCAUCAUUAUCAUUUAUUGCUUAUCCAGAAAUAUUAGCUACAUUUAAAUAUCCAACAUUUUUUUCUAUUUUAUUUUUUUUAAUGGUAAUUAAUUUGGGUUUAGAUAGUGAUUUUGGUGGUUUAGAAGCAAUGUAUACAGCAUUAAGUGAUGAAUAUCCAUUAUUAAAACGAAAUAGAAAAUCAGGAAUGUUAAUUAUGUGUGGUCUACUUAUUAUAGCAUGUUUACCAACAGUAACUCAAGGAGGAAAUUAUGUUGUACAAUUCUUAGAUAAAUUUUCAACAGCCCCAUCAUUAAUGUUAGUUGUCAUGUUAGAAGCAAUAGCAGCAACAUGGAUAUAUGGUAUUAAAAAUUUGGUGAAUGAUAUGCGAGUGAACUUAGGUUUUGAACCAAAUCUUUUUUUUCGCAUAGCAUGGACAGUUUUAUGUCCACUUAUUGUUAUUUUAUUAAUGAUUUUAAGUUUAACCUAUUCUGAUGCAUUGACAUACGGUAAUUAUGUAUUUCCUCAAUGGUCAAUUGUAUUUGGUUGGUGUUUAAAUAUUUGCUUUAUAUUACCGGUACCAUUUUAUAUUUUACGAACAUUUUUUCGAUCUACUCGUGGAACAAUAAGAGAACGUUUACAACGAUUAUUUCAAUCGAAUAAAAGUUUAAUCAAAUGGCAACAAGAAAAUGGUGCAAUUGCAAACGUUUAA
Didymodactylos carnosus is the source of this 2049-nucleotide messenger RNA. The record is from the annotation of a GenBank genome assembly. NCBI's taxonomy places the organism in Eukaryota, Metazoa, Rotifera, Eurotatoria, Philodinida, Philodinidae.